AAACUGCGGAGCUCUGUUGCUUAGCCAGACACAAGUCGAACAGUUUUCAACAGAACAACUCCGUUGAAAAAUCUUAAAAAAAUGAAAUUCUUCGCCAUCGCCACCUUCGCCGCCAUCCUGGCCUGCGCUUGCGCUGAUGUCUCUGAGCUGGGCUACGCUUACAGCCAACCUGCUGCUAGCGCUCCCGUGAACUCAUACAUCCCACCAGCUGCCAAUGCCCCCAUUCCAUCAUUCGCCCCUGCCCCAGCACCAGUAUACCACCCAGCACCUGCUCCAGUCCACCACCACCACGUUCCUGCUGCCGCUGCUCCAGCUCCAGUCUAUGCCCCUGCUCCAGUCUACCACCCUGCGCCAUCUGCUCCCGUGUCGUCGUACAUCCCACCAGCUGCUACUGCCCCUGAGCCAGUCUUUGCUCCAGCUCCAGCUCCAGUCUAUCACCCAGCACCUGCUGCCGCUGCUCCUGCCCCAGUCUAUGCUCCAGCUCCAGCUCCAGCUCCAGUCUACCACCCAGAACCUGCUGCCGCUGCUCCAGCUCCAGUCUAUGCUCCAGCCCCAGUCUAUGCCGCGCCUGCUCCAGCACCAGUCUACCACCCCGCACCAGCUGCUCCAGCACCAGUCUACCAACCAGCUCCUGCGCGAUCUGCGCCUGCAUCUUCCUACAUUCCACCAGCACCAGCUGCUGCCGCUCCGGAACCAGUUUAUGCUCCUGCUCCGGCACCAGCACCAGCAGUCCCUGCGCCAGUCUACCAGCCAGCGCCUGCACCAUCAGCUCCCGUCUCAUCUUACAUUCCACCUGCACCUGCUGCUGCGGCUCCUGAACCAGUCUACGCUCCUGCUCCUGCACCCGUCUAUCAACCAGCUUCUGCUGCUCCAGCACCCGUCUAUCAAUCAGCUCCUGCUGCUCCAGCAGCCGUAUAUCACCCGGCUCCUGCCCCAUCUGCUCCCGUCUCUUCUUACAUUCCACCUGCCCCACAACCCGCUGCAUCAGAGACCUAUGAGCAACCCGCUGAAGAUGGCUACAGAUACCGCACUGUCCGUCGUCGUGUCUACAAACAGCGUCGUGAUGUGUCAGAGUUGGGUUAUGCCUAUAACCAGCCAGCCGCUAGCGCACCUUCAAGUUCCUACAUUCCACCAGCUGCCAAUGUUCCUCAACCUGCCUAUGCACCAGCUCCUGCGCCAGCCUAUCACCCGGCUCCUGCUCCAGUCUAUCACCCAGCUCCUGCCCCAUCUGCCCCAGUAUCAUCUUAUAUUCCACCUGCACCCGCUGCCGCCGCUCCUGAACCAGUCUAUGCUCCUGCUCCAGCUCCAGUCUAUCAACCAGCUCCUGCUGCUCCAGCACCCGUUUAUCAUCCAGCUCCAGCACCCGUAUAUCACCCGGCUCCUGCCCCAUCUGCUCCCGUCUCUUCUUACAUCCCACCUGCCCCACAGCCCGCUGCUUCUGAGGUCUACGAGCAACCCGCUCAAGAUGGUUACAGAUACCGCACUGUUCACCGCCGCGUCCACAAACAGCGUCGCUUCUAAGUUUGAAAGUGUUUUGAAAUGAACAACAACAACUAUGCCCUGACUAUGAUUCCUCAUGAGA
Molecule: messenger RNA, 1582 nt
Organism: Anastrepha ludens (Mexican fruit fly)
Lineage: Eukaryota; Metazoa; Arthropoda; Insecta; Diptera; Tephritidae
Exons: 4
Coding region: 82-1521 (479 amino acids)
Source: RefSeq, a predicted model, not a curated record